Fundulus heteroclitus (mummichog) is the source of this 3068-nucleotide messenger RNA. Its product is annotated as potassium channel subfamily K member 2. Gene Ontology annotation, biological process: potassium ion transmembrane transport; stabilization of membrane potential. The record is from RefSeq and is a predicted model, not a curated record. The coding region runs from base 378 to 1682 and encodes 434 amino acids. Gene Ontology annotation, molecular function: outward rectifier potassium channel activity; potassium ion leak channel activity. NCBI's taxonomy places the organism in Eukaryota, Metazoa, Chordata, Actinopteri, Cyprinodontiformes, Fundulidae. Gene Ontology annotation, cellular component: membrane. The transcript is spliced from 7 exons.
CGUGCAGCGGGAGCGCACUGCAGCGCAUCCGUCUUUGUCUCAAUCUAGUCAAGUGUCCGCUCUGACAACACCUAACAGCAGACCGCGCAUUCCCUCCCCCAAACACCUGGAUGGACACAGCGUGGAUGCGAGUCUCUCCCCCCGCUGCUUUUACGCACUGUCUUAGAACUCCCCGUGCGCAGAGGGACUGCGUGCCUUUUCUACGGAGAUCGUGAAGCUGGGGGGGCAGACCAGGACUCCGGAGCCAUGUGGACAGCGGACGCGUCCUCUGGAGCGAACACCGGAGGCAAAGGCACACUUUAGACAGAGAGCGUUGCUGCGCUUUCCUGCAAAUAUAAGCCCUUCUAGCCAAACCCACACAGACGAGAUGGUAGAGAAUGGCCGCACCUGACCUCCUUGACCCAAAGGCAGCUGUCCACAACUCCAAGCCUCGACUGUCGUUCUCUGCAAAACCAGUGGUGCUGAACACUCCCGAGGAUGAGUGCGACACACGGACCACAGUCAUGAGGUGGAAAACUGUGUCGGCCAUCUUCUUCCUGGUGGUGCUGUACCUCAUCAUCGGAGCAACCGUAUUCCGAGCUCUGGAGCAGCCGCACGAAAGCUCCCAGAAACUGGCCAUUCUGGCGGAAAAACUGGAGUUCUUGGCCUUGCACAGCUGCGUGAACUCAACGGAGCUGGAGGAUCUUGUCAAGCAAGUGGUAUCAGCAGUUCGAGCAGGAGUAAACCCAUCAGGAAAUUUGUCCAAUCAGACGAGCCUGUGGGACCUCAGUUCCUCCUUUUUCUUUGCUGGGACUGUUAUCACCACAAUCGGAUUUGGGAACAUCUCCCCCCACACAGAAGGAGGGCGGAUCUUCUGUAUCCUCUAUGCACUGCUGGGCAUCCCCCUGUUUGGAUUCUUGCUGGCUGGCGUCGGGGACCAGUUGGGAACUAUUUUUGGGAAGGCCAUCGCCAAAGUCGAGAAGAUGAUUGUGAAGUGGAAAGUCAGCCAGACAAAGAUCCGUGUCAUCUCCACCCUGCUCUUCAUCUUGUUCGGGUGCCUCAUCUUUGUGGCCCUGCCAGCUGUCAUAUUCAAGCAUAUUGAGGGCUGGAGCACACUUGAGUCUAUCUACUUCGUCGUCAUCACCCUCACCACCAUUGGUUUCGGAGACUUUGUGGCCGGAGAAAAGGGUCAUCUGACAGAGGGUGGUUCAGAGAGUCUGGAGUACCUGGACUACUACAAGCCAGUGGUGUGGUUCUGGAUCCUGGUGGGCUUGGCGUACUUUGCAGCUGUGCUGAGCAUGAUCGGAGACUGGUUCAGGGUCAUCUCAAAGAAAACGAAAGAGGAAGUCGGGGAGUUUCGUGCCCACGCGGCUGAGUGGACAGCGAACGUGUCGGCGGAGUUCAAAGAGACCCGCAGGCGGCUCAGCGUCGACAUCUACGACAGGUUCCAGCGGGCCGCGUCCAUCAAGCGCAAGCUGUCGUCCGAGCUGGGAAUUAACGCCUCCAUGAACCAGGAGAUGACCCCCGGCAAGAGGACGCUGUCCGCCAACCUGUGUGAGGACAAGGACGCGUACCCCUCCUUGACGCUCUCUCUGAGUCCCGUCCCGGGGGCUCUCACCAGGAACGGCAGCUUAUAUCUGAACGGCCUCAGUCCAGAUUACGCCGAUCGGCAGGAGAUCGCCAUCAUCGAAAACCUCAAAUGAGGCGCCGCUUAAUGAGAUUCACUGUAGUGAGUACAACAGCUUGGAGACUGAAAACAAACCACAGGCUUCAGCGAUCAUUCACCGAUGCCAGACGCUGAUGAGGUACCUGAAUGGAGCAGAUUGGCGUUCCAGUGAUUUAAGCACCUAAGCACAGAUCAUUCGUCAAGCUGUCCACGUUUAUCCAUGUUUAUCUCUUGCGCGGAUGAAAAACAGAUUGGAUUAAAUCUAUAGAGGAAGUCAGACUUUACCGAAGCUGUCUUUGUUACUGAGCCAAAACCAACGGGACUGAAUUUGAGGCGGGACACUCAAACGCUGCUUAAGCUGGGAAAUAAAAGUCGAUCCUGAGGCCGCAGCACACUAGUUUUUUUUUUCACGUUACCCUGGAAAACGCUAAACGUAAGAAGCAAUAGAAGGAUCUGUGCUCGCCUCGUGACUGCAACCCUAAAACUGGACCGGAUCGAGGAUCCUAAUUGUUAAAAAACGCCAAAUUAUCAGCGCUGGAUCUACCCCGUGUUUCUCUACAGGCAGAAAUGCUGGAAGAAAUCUUCCUUUUUUCUCAUCCUUCAUCGAAUUAUUCUGACUUUUUCUGCCAUGCAUUUGCCACUUAAUCAACCCUUUACUAAAGAGACGAAUGUUGACAUUAUAGUUUCUUCAUGAAACUAUUCAUCCUAAGGAAUAAUCCACUGGUGCCUUAUUGAAAACAACACUGGACAUGUGACGGCAAUGAAAGACUCGUUCGUCUACGCAAAUGUGUUCAAUUUAAAGUAGUAGUAGUAGGGACAUUUUUGGAGUGCAUCCUGGACAUCUGAAGAAUUUUCUAAACUCUUAUUAAUUAUUCUAAUGAAUGUUUAUAAAUGAAAGUGGAGAGCUUAAUCUUUUAGAACUUAAUGAGUCUUCUUGGUACCCUACAGUGUUUCCCUCAUCAAAAUCCAACCUUCCCCAAAACCAAAGUAUCACCUGCUUCAGUCUUGGGUCUGAUUUUUUUUUUCUAUACUUAAUUUUUUUGCAAGAUUUCCUUGACGAAUUGUAGUGUUUUCGCCAUAAGAAUAAAACACACAGCUUUGUAUGUUGAUCACUUGUUUUGUUUUACAAAGAACCUAAUGCAUAUAUAGUGCCUUGCAAAAGCAUAAUUAUACCUUGACCUUUGUCACAUUAUAACACGGUUUUCGAUUUCUCUUUAGAAGUAGAUAACCUAAAAUUGUGGCGUGCUUUUGCAUUCAGCCCACAGGAGUCAACAUAUUUUCCUGAACACCCCCACCCCCCUUGAUGCAGUUGCAGCUGCACGUCAUUUCAGCCAUGAGUCUACCAGCUAUUCGCGCUUAAAAAACACUUUUAACCCCUGUUUAUUUUAUUUUUUUAUUUUCUAUUUAAUUUUAUUUUGUUUUA